GGUGGGUGCCAAACCAGCGCUCAGAGCCUCAGAGAGGGAGAGGCAGGAGCCCAGCUCCUGAGACCUUGCCCCUGCACGUGGUCACCAGCGAUCUACCUCAAAAUGCUGCACCAGCUGCUUGGGCUUGACCUUGAUGACAAUGUCAUACAGCAUAAGCUUUCGCCUCAGCACCUCCUCGUAGGUCAGCCGGAACGUGGCCUUGCUCCGGGGACUGAUGGUGACCUGGAUGGCAAACUGCUCCAUCGUUCUCCCUGAGGCCCUGGAUGUGCCACCAGUGGCAACAACAAACAGACAAAUGAUUUGGUGGCAGCGGUGGGAUCCAGAGGAAACUUCUGAGGGCUUUGAGGACAAGAAACACAAGCACUGGUACCCUCAAAUCCUUUGAGUUCUCUUUCUCGCCACUUCCAAAGGCCAUGGUAUGUCAUCAAAAAGCUGAACCUCCGAAAUGCCUCCAGCCGAGAGCGGCAAGCUGCUGAACAGGAAGCUCAGCUCUUGUCUCAGUUGAAGCAUCCCAAUAUUGUCACCUACAAGGAGUCGUGGGAGGGAGGGGAUGGUCUGCUGUACAUCGUCAUGGGCUUCUGCGAAGGAGGUGAUCUGUACCGAAAGCUCAAAGAGCAGAAGGGGAGGCUUCUGUCCGAGAGUCAGGUGGUGGAAUGGUUUGUUCAGAUCGCUAUGGCUCUGCAGUAUUUACAUGAAAAACACAUCCUUCACCGAGAUCUAAAAACUCAAAAUGUCUUCCUAACAAGAAAAAACAUCAUCAAAGUGGGUGACCUAGGAAUUGCCCGAGUGCUUGAGAACCACUGUGACAUGGCUAGCACCCUCAUUGGCACACCCUACUACAUGAGCCCUGAAUUGUUCUCAAACAAACCCUACAACUAUAAGUCUGAUGUUUGGGCUCUGGGAUGCUGUGUUUAUGAAAUGGCCACCCUGAAGCAUGCUUUCAAUGCAAAAGACAUGAAUUCUUUAGUUUAUCGGAUUAUUGAAGGAAAGCUGCCACCAAUGCCGAAAGAUUACAGCCCAGAGCUGGCAGAAAUAAUAAGAACCAUGCUGAGCAAAAGGCCUGAAGAAAGACCUUCUGUGAGGAGCAUCCUAAGGCAGCCUUACAUAAAGCGCCAAAUAUCCUUGUUUUUGGAGGCCACGAAGGCAAAAAACUCCAAAAAUAAUAUUAAAAAUGAUGACUCUAAAUCCAAGCCUGUGGCUACAGUGGUUUCUGGAAAGGCUGAAUUAAGUCAUGAAGCCGUUCCCCCUCAACCACACUCUUCUGAGGGCUCCAAGACAUAUGUAAUGGGUGAAGACAAAUAUUUGUCCCAGGAGAAACCCAUAGUCAUUGGCGCCUUGAAGACACCCCCACGUCUGAAAGGCCACACCUACAAACCAGACAUAAGCAAUACCGCAGAAUCGCUAGCUACGAUCAGUAGGGUGAAUAUUGACAUCUUACCUGCAGAAAGGAGGAACUCAGUGAACAACAGCUUAGUUCAAGAGAAUCAACAAAGACACUUAGAUGCCUCUAAUGAGCUAGAAGGUAAAUGUAUUAUUUCUCAAGUGAAAGAGAGGCUGCAGGAUAACACUAAAUCCAGUGCUCAACCUGGAAACCGAAUUUCCACAUGGUCCAUUGACUAUGUCACUGGAGAAAGGAAUGACCCAGUGAAGCCUCUGCAGCUCCUAAACAAAGACCAAAAUUUAUCAAAGGACCAGGAUCAAGUUGCUGGUGAAUGUGUUAUAGAAAAACAGGACAGAAUCCACCCAGCUUUACAGCCACACAGCUCUGGGUCUGAACCUUUCCUGUCUCAACAGCGGCGGCAGAAGAAAAGAGAACAUACUGAGCAUAGUGAGGAAAAGAGACAGUUCCAAGAGACUCCUCCUCGUCUUUUGCCUUCUCUUUCUACUGUUGGAAAAGUGGAUGUCACAUCAACACAAAAAGAUGCUGAAAACCAAAGUAGAGUGGUCACUGGGUCUGUGAGCAGUUCGAGGAACAGUGAGAUAUCAUCAUCAAAGGACCGCCCAUUAUCAGCAAGAGAGAGGAGGCGACUAAAGCAGUCACAGGAAGAGAUCUUCCCCUCAGGCCCUUCACUGAGGAGAGUUUCUCUGAGUCCAGCGGGGCCAGGGAAACCACAAGAGGAAGGCCACCCUACCCCUGCUCAAUGGUUGUCUUCUGACUACAGCGUUGCUCAGGAAAAGAAACUCACCCAUUGUCUCUCUGAGGAUGAGUUAAGUUCUUCUGCAAGUUCAACUGAUAAAUCAAAUGGGGAUGCCAAAGAAGGGAAAGGUCAUACAAAUGAAAUGAGUGACUUGGUACAAUUGAUGACACAGACCCUGAAUUUGGACUCUAAAGAGAGCUAUGAAGAUCUCCCGGUACCAGAGCCAGUGUCAGAAUUUAAACUUCAUCGAAAGUAUCGGGACACACUGAUACUUCAUGGGAAAGUUGCAGAGGAGGCGGAGGAACUCCGUUUUAAAGAGCUACCUUCAGGUGCUAUCGUGCCAGGUUCUGAAAAACUCAGAAGAAUAGUUGAAGUCUUGAGAGCUGAUGUAAUUCGGGGCCUGGGGAUUCAGCUUUUAGAGCAGGUGUAUGAUAUUUUGGAAGAGGAGGAUGAACUGGAAAGAGAGGUACGUUUGCGGGAGCACAUGGGUGAAAAGUAUGUGACUUACAAUGUGAAAGCUCACCAGUUAAAAUUUUUUGAAGAUAAUGUAAAAUUUUGAGAAUUUACCUAAUCUGCUGCCAGAAUGAAACUAUUUUCAAACGUUUUUGGCUUAAACAAAAACAAACAAACCUAUAAUAAUGACUGGAGUCCAUUCACCAUCCUUAUAUUUUGUUGGGCCUUUUUUUACUAGAAAAAAAUUGGACAGAGUAAUAUGAAGCAAGCUUAUUACAAAAGAAAAAAACCUAUGGCUAUCUUAUUCUUUAAUGAGGGAAAAUCUGUUGUACGACGUUUAUUUGGUUACUGUUUACUGAGCCUUAAACCAGCUUGAUAUCUAGAACUAUUUUUUUUAAGGUACUUAUUAGCUUGAAUACAGGGAUAUAACAUACUGGAUUGGAAGUUUUAUAUUAUACUAGAGUGACGAAAGCAAUAGGAGAAAUAAAUGACAUAUAUCCAGUGACACUACUUUUUACUGUUAAUAACCUUAAGUAGAAGUUGAUAAAUUAUUUUUUUUAUAAUUCUGGGAGUAGAUUUAAAGAUAUGGCAUUAUAUAUAGUACUUGAGCAUUGAAUUCCUUUUUUUGCAUAUUGAUGGAUGUUUAACAUUUUAUUUCCAUUUAAUAUGGACCUCAUUCAGGGCAUACAAGAAAUGAAACUAGGAGUUAUUUUGGGCUAGUAAAUCAAUAUGUUUUUACAUACUGGAUUUUUUUUUUCUUUUUAAGAUUUAUUUUUCCAUCAGCGAAAACAUUCCUUAAACGCUAAUUCCUUUUCUAAUUCAGCAGGUUUUAAGUAAAGUCCAGAUCCUUUUAGUUAUGUUGGACAUAUUUAUCUCCUGAAAUUUGUCUUCUUAUACAUCAAGAUAUUGUCUUCCCAUGUUUUAAAUGUAGAAUUGUAUAUCACAUAUUUUAUUAGUUGUUUAAUAAGGGGCAAUACCAUCUAGCAAAUAGUUUUUAAAAAAUAAAAGUUUUGAUUAGUAAAUUUUAACUUCUGCAUUUGAGGGACUCUAAACAUGAAUAUGACUCCAGAAAUAUUUUCAUUUUUUACAGUUAAAAAUAUGUCUUACCUUUUAUGAAAAUUAUACACACACAUAAAAUAAUAAAAUGUUCCCUUUCUAGUCCACAUAAAAGACUUUUAUUUAGUUUUUACUAUGUGCCAGGUGCUAGGCCCGGGUUCAUGGCCUAAUUUCUGAAAUUUCUUUAUUUUGAAGGGUUUUUAACAAUUUAACUCUAAAAACAUCUAGUCCUAGUGCUCAGCUGAGGACAAAUUUUUGGCAAACCAUUGGUCUUCCUGAGCUAUUUACCAUUUCUUGCAUGUUUUAUAAAUCCACAUCUUUCUGCAAAGUCAUCAGUUCUACUAAAGUUUUCUAACUUAUUGGUAUAAAGUUAUACAUAUUAUUUUCUUAGAAUAAAAAAAACUCCAUACCUUUUUUAUUAACA
Delphinapterus leucas (beluga whale) is the source of this 4071-nucleotide messenger RNA. Lineage: Eukaryota; Metazoa; Chordata; Mammalia; Artiodactyla; Monodontidae. The record is from RefSeq and is a predicted model, not a curated record.